GGCCCUGGACCGGUCCGGCCAUAACCUCGCUCUCCUGCUAGCCGGGGCCCAGCUCCUAUCUGGCCGCCGGGAAGAUGAGGCUGCCGACGACUGCCAUCUCGACGCUGCUGUUGCUGCCGUUGCUGCUGCCGCCGCCGGCCUCACCCGCCGCUCCGGGGGCGCUCGAGCUGCCCCCCCGCGAGGACGUGGCGCGGGUGGCGCGGUUCGUGGCCCACGCCUGCAACUGGGGCGCGCUGGCCACCGUCUCCACGGUGCCGGCGGUGCGCGGGCGACCCUUCGCCAACAUCUUCUCCCUCAGUGACGGGCCUGUGGGCGCCAGCAGCGGCGUGCCCUACUUCUACCUCAGCCCGCUGCAGAUGUCCGUGGGGGACCUGCAGGAGAAUCCAAAUGCCACUUUGACAAUGUCUUUGGCACAGACUGAUUUUUGUGAGAAACAAGGAUUUGAUCCUCAGAGUCCCCUUUGUGCUCACAUAAUGUUGUCAGGAACAAUCACGAAGGUGAAUGAUACAGAAAUGGGCUUUGCAAAAAAGUCAUUAUUCAGUCGUCAUCCUGAAAUGGAAUCGUGGCCUGCAGAUCAUAACUGGUUCUUUGCCAAAUUGGCUAUAACCAACAUCUGGGCUAUUGACUACUUUGGUGGAGCCAAAACAGUGACACCUGAAGAAUAUUAUAAAGCCAAACCUUAGUGAAGAGGAAUAUGAUCAAUUCUGUAAUUCCACCAAGAUGCUCCAUCAUUUUGUUUGGGAUACAUAGAGAAUCUGCAGUUUUUCUGUGCAUAGUUUUGUUUUUUCAAAAAAAGCUUAUUUUUAUAUGCUUAAUAUUUAAAUCAGACGCUAGCUGUGAGAAAUUUAGAUUUAAGUAUUUUUAUGACAUUUUGAAAUUUUUUAAAAAAAGAAAUAAUAUUAAGAAUCCUGGUUCCACUGAGCAUUAAAAGAGUUUUCCCAGAAGCAAAAGUUGCAAAUUUAAAUUGGCCUUUGAGAUUGGAAACUAUUUCAGCAUAUGUCCUGUAUUCCUAGGAAUCCCUUUGCUCACUAAACCUAUUCACUACCUACUGAGGCCUCUGAUAGUUUUAGAAGAACAGGAUGGAAAGGGGUUAAUUUGGCCAUAUGCUGAAUGUGCCUUAAUCUUGCCCAACAGAAAAACUAUUUAUUUAAACCCAAAUAGAGCUUCGGGCCACUAAUCAGCUUAUGUAUGGUGAUUGGGGACAGAGAGUGUUUGCUUGUUGGACCAGGAGCAAAGCUAGACUCUGAAGAAAUUGUUCUGUCAAUAAUAUAGAAUCAAGCAGGCAGAUGGAAUUCCUCCCCCCACCCCCUACCCGUUUGAUUUAGCCCAUUUUAUUUGAAUUUCUUCCUUCUUAUGAUUCCAUAUCUAUUGAAUGGAAGGAGAGGGAAUUUGUGGGUAAAUACUGAGAUCCUUAUUAACCAGAUGAGACCAUGGUUUCAGGCUCUGUAUCCGAACAUAAUUUUAUCCAUUCUACUAUGUCCUUUAACUGUUGUUUAUACUCUUACUUUUAGCAAACAAGGUCAUUCAGGCUUCUUUAGUUGGUCUUUCCAAGCCCACUUGAAGGAAGCUAUGAGAGGGGAAGGAAGAAUGUAUAAAUUUCCCUCAAAAUAAAAUAUGAUGAGGGGCGGCUGGCUAGGUGGCGCAGUGGAUAAAGCACCUGCCCUGGAUUCAGGAGGACCUGAGUUCAAAUCUGACCUCAGACACUUGACAUUUACUAGCUGUGUGACCCUGAGCAAGUCACUUAACCCCUAUUGCCCCACAAAAAAAAAAAAAAAGAAAGAAAAGAAAAUAUGAUGAGGAAAAAUUGGAGGGUGAGGAAUAAUUAAUGAUUAUAAAAACAAGUCUGAAUACUUUUAUUUUUUAGUGAGGCCAUUGGGGUUAAGUGACUUUCCCAGGGUCACACAGCUAGUAAGUGUUAAGUGUCUGAGGCCAGAUUUGAACUCAGGUCCUCCUGAUUCCAGGGUCCAUGUUCUAUCUACUGCGCCACCUAGCUGCCCCCUGAAUACUUUUGAAAAGCGUGAAAAAUGAUUAUCUCGAAUGAUAUGAAAGGUAGUGAGGUGGAAAGGCCAAGAAGAUCUGGGUUCAGAUCUCACCCCGAGGCAUACAUACUGACUGUAGAACCCCGGACAAGUAAUUUUACUUCUCAGUAUUCUAGGCAACUCUCUUAAAGAUGUAAGUUGCAGAGAAGGUGCCGACCUGCAUUGGUAGAAGAAAUUUCCUUGUCUGGCAGUUCCCUAUAAGAAUUAAAUCAUAGGCCCAGUUCCUAUCCCCUAUUUGAGUUGUAUAAAAUUGGUUAUUGUUGUAAGAUUAUUUUCAUUUUCUUCCUAAGUAUCAUAGACUAAAAUAUUAUUUUCUACAUCUCCAAUAGUCAUUUUCAGGCAAAAUUCUUAAUUUGAAAGUAUGUGUAAGCAAUAGCAGUUGUGACACAGUACUUCUUGGGUUCCCUUCAAAGUAUUGACUUAUUUUUUAAAAAAUGCUUUAUCACUGGUUGUUUAAUUCAACAUCAGGGGAAUGAAAUAGGGAUGAAACCUUAUACACAUCAUAUAAGGUCCUUUUAGAAUUUCAUUAAGUAAGAUCAGGUCCUGUAUAGAUUUGCCUUACCCUGAAUUCUGUCCUGCAAUGAAUAAUAGCUAUUCAACAAAUAUUUGUACUGAAAAUUGAUUGCUCUUGAGGUUCCAGUGAAUCUAUAUAACUCAGGGAAAUACAAUGUUUGGAAAAAUUUUAAGAGCUCAUCAGAUGAAAUGGGUUUUUAGAAACCCUAAUAGCUAUCUUUCUUAAAAUGUUAUAAGGAAAAUUACUCAUUUACUAUAUACAGAAAUAAUUUCAGUAGAUUUUUCAGGACUGCUUAUGAAGUAUUAUAUGUUAGAACUUAAAUGCUAAAUUCAAAAACUGCAAAAGGAAAAAUGAAUUUCUUUGAAAACUAAAAUUGGUUUCUACAAAAUUACAUUAUGAGGUUGGUCUCUCAAACAAAGCACUAAUAAUUAAAAUUUAUUUAAUGAAAGUGUUUGGUUUAUUGUCUUGUAUAACGGUCUUAAUACUGGUUUUGUUUUUUUCUGGACUCUUGUGAAUCCCUUCCUUUUUUGCUUUCAUUCUAGCCUGGCUGUUACAGCCACAGUCAGACAAGAUAAACUGCUAUUUCAAAGCUUGGCUGAUGAUCUUUUGAUUAAGUGCAGGAUGUUCUCCUUCCCUGUUGCCAAAAAGCUAAUUAUGUCCUGAAAUUUAUGGAAAAGCCAGAGUCCAGCGUGUUGUUAUGGAGCAUUUACUCUAGUAAAGUUACCUUAUGAUACAAAUUAGGAUGAAGAUGACCCGCUUGGUUAUCUUCUUCUCAUUUAUUCUUAGCUUUGCCUUGGAAACUUUUAGUCCAGUUCUCUUUUUCUAUCAUAUA
This is a messenger RNA of Dromiciops gliroides (monito del monte), 3385 nucleotides long. It is a transcript of the gene CREG1, whose product is annotated as cellular repressor of E1A stimulated genes 1. The coding region runs from base 75 to 683 and encodes 202 amino acids. The transcript has 4 exons. NCBI's taxonomy places the organism in Eukaryota, Metazoa, Chordata, Mammalia, Microbiotheria, Microbiotheriidae. The record is from RefSeq and is a predicted model, not a curated record.